This is a messenger RNA of Macaca mulatta (Rhesus monkey), 1523 nucleotides long. It is a transcript of the gene EBLN1, whose product is annotated as endogenous Bornavirus like nucleoprotein 1. The record is from RefSeq and is a predicted model, not a curated record. Lineage: Eukaryota; Metazoa; Chordata; Mammalia; Primates; Cercopithecidae.
UCCCGCCCAAGAAAGAACCCAUAGACCAGCAGCCCACAAGACAAUACAAUGGAUGGGAGCAGCUUCCAUUACUUUCAAGGGAGAUUUGAGCUCUCUGGGAAGAGCAAACAGUAUCCAGCAGAUGCAUUGGAGCCCCAACCUGGCAUUGGAGAUGUCAAGGACAUUGAAAAAGCAAGAAAGUCUAUGCUAGACCCAGCACACAGAUCUCAUUUUCACCUUACAACCCCAAGCUUAGUAUUUUUGUGUUUUAUAUUCGAUGGAUUACGCAAGGCACUACUCAGUGUUGGUGUGAGCAAAAGGUCUAAUAUUGUGAUUGGGAAUGAGAACAAGGAAACAGAUACUCUUUAUGCUAGCAAAUUCGAAGAUGUUAUGCCUAACUUCACCGCCCUUGAGAUGUCAUCAAUUCUCCGUCACUGCUGUGAUCUUCUGAUAGGCGUUGCUGCUGGAUCGAGUGACCCGAUAUGCACCAACAGCCUCCAAGUACAGAGACAAUUCAAGGCAAUGAUGAUAUCCAUUGGAAGACAUUUGCAUGGUAAAAGUGCUGAUUUAUUAAUUAACUAUAAUGCAGGGCCAGCUAUAUAUUGGAUCAACUCAAGACCAUGGGUUGGAGGAUUAAUGUUCACAUUUCUAUUCGGAGAAUUUGUCCCUGCAUGUGAGCUACUUGAUCAAGUUAAAGUAGUUGCCAACAAAGCACAGAUGACGACACUACACUGUUACUACACUGUGGGAAUGUUCCUGGAUCAGUGCAUGGAUGGUUCCAUUGCUUUACCUGCUGUUGUGUCUGAGAUUCCAGUUUUUGAGCAGAAGAAAGCACUGGUUAAAAGGGCACUUGGAGAUUUCUUUGAAUUUGGGGGUGUACUUCGCCACCCUGUUAUUGGGGAGCUAUCACCACGAAUGUUCCCAAACCUAGCAACAGCAGCAAACUACUGGGCCAAAAGAAGGAAUCCCACAUUUUCUGGAUUUGAAGCCCUUGACUUUAUACCAGGAUCAACUAUUACACUCCGUCUAGUUUGAAUGACAUCUGCUCGGAAAAUCUCCAGAGGAAGUGACAUGGAUCCAUAUACACUUAACAUCCUUCGCGGGUACGGGAGUUUGGGAUUUGACUAACAAAUACGUGAACUAAUCCUUGUAUUUACAUAUAAAAAGAAAUUAUGUGAAAAUCACAUUCUAAAAUUACCUGAGUGUUACCUAUUGUUUUCAAUCUUGGUCUGAUAUGUCUCUGACAUCUAUUGUAACUUCUCUAUAAUCUUUUAUUUACUUCUUUAAAAGAAUCCAUCCAAUAUUCUCUGGCCACUGAAAGAUGUGAUCUCCAAAGUCUUUUUAAGUACUGGAGGCUAAGAAUAUGCUUUGACAUGUGGUAGAAUUUUGAAAUAAUUGAAAUGUUUUCUGUAGUCACAUGCGUUUUUAAAUUUUAUUCUUUAUAGAUAAGGCCCAGAUCGUUUUUAAGAUUAUUGUAUUUCUUCUCUAAUUUGUCUUGAUGAUUUUUUAUAAUUAUGUUGAAAUAAAUCUGAUGCAUUAUUUAU